This is a messenger RNA of Plasmodium yoelii, 879 nucleotides long. RefSeq names its product PIR protein. Lineage: Eukaryota; Apicomplexa; Aconoidasida; Haemosporida; Plasmodiidae. The coding region runs from base 1 to 879 and encodes 292 amino acids. The record is from RefSeq and is a predicted model, not a curated record. The transcript has 3 exons.
AUGAAUAAGGAAGUGUGUAAAAGGUUCAAGAAUAUAAGGGAAUCGAUUCCCAGUCAAUUGGACAGCAACAAAGAGUAUCAAAUUAAUGAUAAUCAUCUCGAUGAAUAUUGUGCUAGUGGGUGUAAUACUUCUCUCGAUAAAAUUAGUGCUGGAUGUUUAUAUUUGUUUGAUUCAUUCUUUAAGGAUAAGUCUAAGUUUGAGUCUGUUGCAGAAAAUAAGAUCUAUAUUGUUGAAUACAUUUUGAUAUGGUUAAUUUAUAUGUUAAAUCUGAUCAAAACUAAAGAAAACGACAGUAUAACGAUUUUUUAUAAUACAUAUAUAGAGGGUGGUGAUAAGUAUACUAAAAAAUUAGAUUAUAUUGAUAGUUAUAAGUAUCUUAUAGAUGAAAAUAAAUAUUUUUUAAGUAUGGAUAUGAGCAUUAUAACUAAAUUAUAUGAUGUAUUUAAUACAUUAUGUGACAUAUAUAAUGGGCUUGAUACAAACGCCUUAAAUUGCGCGGAAUAUUCCCAAAAAGCUAAUCAAUUUGUUGAAAGAUAUAAACAAAUUAUCAUAGAUCAUAACAUUACUGAAGAUAAACUCUAUUCUCAUGUAUUUAUUAUUUUAUUAAUUGAUUAUGAAAAAUUAAAAAAUAAAUGUAAAAUUUUCCCAUCCAUUCCAGAUAUAACAACAAUCAUUUCUGAAGUUACAUCAAGUUCGUCGAUAGCAAGGAAAUUAAUUCCAGUUGUGUCGAUAUUUGCUGCAAUAGCAAUUUUUUUAGGGAUUUCUUAUAAGUAUUCGUUAUUUGGAUUUCGUAAACGAGCUCAAAAAGAAUAUUUAAGAGAAAAAAUAAAAAAUAUAAAGAAGAGAAUGAAUCGUUCAUAUAUGAUUCAAAGAGAGUGA